GCACCUCCCCGUGACAUUACGGCUCGGCUGGGCGGAGGGGUCUCCUCCGCGCAGCGUCCCCCUGCCGCUGGGUCGGGGCGGCGCCUGGCCGUGACGUCACAGCGGCGCUGUGUCGGGGCGGCUCCCGGAGCUCGGCGGGCGGAGCUGUUUGCGCAGCGCCGGCGGGGUCGCAGGCAGCUGCAGCAGCAGCCGGGAGCGGUGGGACAGCCCGGCGCCAUGAAGUUCCAGUACAAGGAAGACCACCCGUUCGAGUACAGGAAAAAAGAAGGGGAGAAGAUCCGGAAGAAAUACCCCGACAGAGUCCCCGUAAUCGUGGAAAAAGCACCCAAAGCCAGAGUACCUGACUUGGACAAAAGAAAGUAUCUCGUACCUUCCGACCUCACAGUUGGUCAAUUCUACUUCUUAAUCCGAAAGCGGAUCCACCUGAGGCCAGAAGAUGCUUUGUUCUUCUUCGUCAAUAACACCAUCCCUCCCACCAGUGCUACCAUGGGCCAGCUGUAUGAGGAUAACCAUGAGGAGGAUUAUUUUCUCUAUGUGGCCUACAGCGAUGAGAGUGUCUAUGGCAAGUGAGCAGCAGCCCCCGAGGCAUGCAGGCUGGAUGGACUGAUGGAAUGGAUUGGCGGGGAUGGGGGUUGCUGGAGAGGCAGGAGGAGGAUGCAUGAGAAGAGAAAAAGAGAACUGGAAGUGAACCACAUGCACAAUGUCACCAGCUUCCACACAUUAUCACCAUUAUUUUUUAAAUUGAGGGGAGUCAGGGUAGGGGGACAGGGUGAGCUUGAAGAUUAAGGAGAGGUUCCACACUGGGGGGGUUGGGGAAACUCCACUGUUCACAAUUCUUCUCUUGCCACAGCUGGAAGUAGUUAGUGCUGGAGGCUGCUAGACAAGCCAGUGUAGCGAAGCUCCAGGAGAGUGACUGGGCAGGAUGGCCAUUUUCAUGUAAUCCUUUCAUUGGAUGAAGAAGGCAUGCCAUGUAUUGUACACUGACCUUGUCCUGUCUUGUCCAUAGCUCCCAUUCAGUGAGCUGUGAAAUACUUCACUCUGCCCACACAAGGCUGUCCUGUGCUGACAGUCAUCACUCCAGCUACUACCUGUGAAUUGUUCCAAGGGUAUUGUGUUUCCCAUCAUUUCCAUCAGUAUUAGAAGGGCUAGUAGCUCUGUCCAUCAGUAUUAGAAGGGCUUACUCUGAGGGCCGGGAACUCCUCAGCUAUAAGACAUGAAGGUUGGGGAAAGGAAGGAAAAAUUCUGCAAUUUUUUUCCUUUGUUGCUUUAAUUGCAACUGCUGGACAGAAAAAUUACCCUUUUGUUCUUUUCAGUGUAGUCAACUGAUAAACUUGUAAGCGCAGGGCUAGAAAGGACCUCAAGAGCCCACACCAGCUCUGAGACGACUGAGUAUCCCAAACGUCCACCAUGGCUUCUCAUCAAACUUGUUCUUUACUGAACUUCACUGAGGAAGAUCCUGGAGGCUGCUGAGAUUGUCUGUUCAGUUCCUAGCUAGCCUACAAGUGAGAUUGCUUUUCCUGAUACCUAACUUUAGUCACCCUUGCUGUGCAUUAAGGCAACUAACUACUAGUGGUCUUGUUUUUGGUGAACACAGAAAAUUAUCUAUCAGUGUUGUCCUUGUACCAGUCUUCUGCAGAUUUGAGGAUGGCAGAGUUCCUGUGGGUUUAGCCUUCCCUUCCAUGUCUCAUCCCUGUACAGCCCUUGCACCACGUGCACAAGCGUAGGAAAUCAGUCACUGCUGCAUGUGUUUUGCUGGCUUUUUGUGAUUGGGUAACAGUGCCUCUCUGUGCCACAAGAGAGGUUCUUUUAGACUUGAAGGGAAAAGGGAAUAGGUUAUCUUUAGAUUUUUUUCUUACUUUGUUUUGAGCCGGUGUUGUUCUUAGAAGGGUGUCAGAUGCUGUGCAAGCCUUACGUUGUCAUGCCAAAGCAGUUUCUUCUCAGUGGCACAAACAGCACAUUUUCCCAUUACUGCUGUAACUAUGAUGGAAUAGGUCUUGGAGAGUGAGCUGACUUCCAGGAAAAUUCUGGGGUCUUAUGUAAAAAUCAGGCCUGAAUUACUGUAAACAUUCCUACAUUUAAAAGAGAGGGACCAAGAGGGAGGAAAUGAGAAGGAUGGAGAAUACAGGUAAAUUCCAAAUUAAGUUGGAGGAGUUUACUCAAUUUACUUACUUGUAAAGUUAGAUCACCAUUCCCUAUGUUCCUCAGGAAUGAGAAAUCAAGAUGAGUGCUCCUCUGAGUGUGGGGAACAGGAAAUGACGUUUCAGCUUUCUCUUAGUGUUGUUACAUGGAGGUGCAUGAAGCAGGAGAACUGAUGGGAGUGUCAAGUGGGAGAUGCUGGCAUGACUGUGUGAAGGUCAGGGAGGGAGGUGGGGUGGGAGGGUUACUGCCUGUGUGGGUGGGAAGUACCAGAAGAAUGGGAAAGAAGGGAAGAAUCACAAAGGAUGCAGACAGAGUAGUCAGAAUGGGCAGACAGAAAAUGAGGGCACAGAUGAUGUGAUGGUUGGCAUAAUAUCCCCAGUAUUACAUCCCGAACUUCAGGUUUGCUGUUCCAUCCUGUGUUCAUCUGGAAUAAAUGUGUUUGGAUGCAUUGUACCUACUGCCAACUUGGAUAACUUCAGUUUCUGCCUGCACUGCUCAGUCCUCUCUUUUAGACUCACUCUCCUUCAGCUACCAGGCUUUCUUCACAUCGUUUGGGUGCAAAUCUGCAUCAAUCUCUUGUUUUAGUGAGCUCUGAAUAUUCUGAAGCAGAGGACAGACCCAGGAGGCUUUCUAGCAUAAAAGAGAAGACACAGGCAGAUGGUGUGCAUCUCUCUGCUGCUGUCCCACUUGUUCAUGCCAAGCUCAUGGUUAAGCACACUCAGGGGAGAAAGAGUUGGCACUUGGGGUGCUUGGUUUUGUGUUCAGUCCUCCUUUCCUGCUGCUGGGUUUAAAUGACAUGUGGGACUAAUGGCAACUGUUUGUUACGUGUAGAGUUUGUGAUUUAAUUUAGUUCUUUUCCAGUCCUUUCAACUGAAUUGUGGCAUUUCUGUUUUUGCGCUAGUAUUGUACGAGGUGAUGAUGGUAAUUUUUUUGUGCUGAUUAGCUGCAGGUUCCUGUAAAAUAAAGUUCAGACUAGAGCUUAAUCAACUGAUCAAUAAAGAUGCAUUUGAAAAUCA
Molecule: messenger RNA, 3155 nt
Organism: Passer domesticus (house sparrow)
Lineage: Eukaryota; Metazoa; Chordata; Aves; Passeriformes; Passeridae
Gene: GABARAPL1
Product: GABA type A receptor associated protein like 1
Exons: 4
Coding region: 217-570 (117 amino acids)
Biological process (GO): autophagosome assembly; macroautophagy; autophagy of mitochondrion
Cellular component (GO): cytosol; autophagosome membrane; autophagosome
Molecular function (GO): ubiquitin protein ligase binding; GABA receptor binding
Source: RefSeq, a predicted model, not a curated record